GCACUUUCAAUAUCAUUCAAUGCAUUCCAACACAAACACUACAAUCUCUCUCUCUCUCUUUCUCUCUGUGCUUCGAUUUCUCACCUGAAGCACCGUAUUAAACGGUAACAUUUCCACCGUCACUAUCCCAGUAACCCACUCAUCUUCUCCAAGCUUCCACUCAUAACCACAGAUCAAACCCAACCAGUUUCUCCAACAAUGCCCAGAAGAAAAAGCUUCGUUAUUCCGGCGUGCCUUCUUCUCCUCUUUCUUCUGACCCUCUCGCCGUUUUGUGGGGCCUCCGGCAGCGGCGGCGGCGUUCCGCGGCAGGAGCUGUGGUGCGUGGCGAAGAACAACGCGGAGGACUCGGCUCUGCUGACGGCGCUGGAUUGGGCCUGCGGCGCCGGCGGAGCUGAUUGCGGCCCAAUCCAGCAAGGUGGGGCCUGCUACGACACCAGCAGUGUGCAGAAUACGGCGUCGUAUGCUUUCAAUGACUAUUUCCUCAAGCAUGGCAUGGCCGAUGAUAGCUGCAAUUUCAACAACAAUGCUGCUGUCACUUCCUUGAACCCUAGUUUUGGUAAUUGCAAGUUCCCAUCCGGCUUGACAGCAAGUAAUGGAAGUUUUACUGGAUCAACAUCAUCAAAUGUUGGAUUGGGACCAAGUGAAGAUAUGAAUGGAUGCAUGAAAGUUUCUCAGGGCUGGUGGUUUUGGAUUCUGGGUAUCAGUCAUCUGUUGCUCGUUGUUUCAGUUUCUGGAUAACAGGAAGUGUAAAUAGCCCUUGAUUUGUUGAGGAAAUUGAAAAAAGGAAAAAAGUUCCUUGUUCACAUCAUACAGGUUAGACAAUUUUGGAAUGCUGCUACUAAUCUGGAUCAGAAUCUUUUAAAAUUAUAGCUUCGCUAGCAUGUUCAAAGUUGUAGUACCCUUUUAAAGGGGUUUUAGCUUCUUUAAAUUUUAGUGAACACUUAAAGAUUUUGUUGAAAGCUUAUCUUGUGUGUUCUGCUUCAGUACUUCUUGAAUGAGAGGAAUCUCAUUCUUAUGCAAAUUCUUUAUGAGCCUCCAUUACACGCUAAAUCAAUGUGUCUCAUAGAAUUCCUACA
Lotus japonicus is the source of this 1076-nucleotide messenger RNA. RefSeq names its product PLASMODESMATA CALLOSE-BINDING PROTEIN 5-like. Bases 199 to 738 code for a protein of 179 amino acids. Lineage: Eukaryota; Viridiplantae; Streptophyta; Magnoliopsida; Fabales; Fabaceae. The transcript is spliced from 3 exons. The record is from RefSeq and is a predicted model, not a curated record.